Molecule: messenger RNA, 171 nt
Organism: Acaulospora morrowiae
Lineage: Eukaryota; Fungi; Glomeromycota; Glomeromycetes; Diversisporales; Acaulosporaceae
Source: the annotation of a GenBank genome assembly
AUGACAAGCAACCCAGAAAACAGUAAGAACUCAACUGUAUGCAAGAAACCCAGCACCCUAACAAAGCAACCACAAUCUUCCACAACCCAAAAUGAUAUUAAACAACUCCAAAAUCCAAUAAUUCCAUACCAAGAAGCUUUACCUACCCAUCAGACAAGAAAACACAUUUAA